AAAUUCUCAGUAAGUCAACCUCAAAGAGGAAGCAGCAGCAUCACACACAGAUCUGAAGCAGAGAAGAAAAGUGUCACUCAGCGUCCGUCCGCUGACAGAGAAGGACACGAUGUAUCGACUGGAAUUAAUCCUCAUAUUUAUGCUUCAAGGAAUCAGUGGAGAGAACAUCGUCGUCUACAACAGACCUGGACAAGAUGCUGUUCUGCCCUGUCGCACUGAAUCAUCAUCCUCUCUCCCAACAUGCUCCUCAGUUAUGUGGCUAUACAACAGACGUCCAGGGCAGCUUUUCUUUGAGGUUGUGAAAGGAAAAGUAUUUCAGACCUCACCCCGAGCUGCCAGGCUGAGUGUGGACACUGACUGCUCUUUGAUCAUUAACAAGGUCACUGAUGAGGAUGUUGGUCUCUACACCUGCAGUGUGGGACAGGACACUGGCCUUGAUGUAUCUGUAUAUCUGAGUAUUCUGACAAUCUCUCCAUCUUCACCAGGGAGAGGCGGUGAAGUCAACCUGGAGUGCUCUCUGUUGAAAUACACAGACCUGAAACUCGAUCAAGACUACAUUCGCUGGGCGGAUGAGACAGGAGCUGUGCUGCCUGGUAGAGAUGUUGGGAACCUUGUCUCUGUUAUGACUGUGAAGCGUCAGAGUGGCAAUAACAGGAGAUACACCUGCCUGCUUCUUAAGGACAACGUUGUUAUGACAGAGGCUUCCUACACACCUGACUUCCCAGAAGUUCAAACAGAUUGCAAAGGCCGGUCUCCUCUGAGCAUCUUCAUGUUUCAUCUGAAUAUUGCAAGACUGGUCAUGAUGAUUGUACUCUUAGUUCUCAUCAUCAAAAACAGAUGGAAGAAAAAGGCACUUGACAAUGACAACAAUGGGAAUAAUGACACCCAGUAUGAUGAUGUAGGAGCACCUCCUGCUGCCGCCGCGCAACUGCAGUGAUCAAAAACUUCAGCUAUCAGGAAGUCAGUCAUUUCAAUCAUCAAAGCUUCAAGUUGAAAUGAUUGUUUUAUAUUUAGAAUAGACUGCUCGCUCUUUUUAUGCCUUAAGUAAUGUAAAUAAUUUUGUGUCAAAGUGUUUUCUGUGCGAAAAACAACUUGAUCUUGUGUCAGAACAGUCAGAAAUGGAGAGAAACUGAUGUAAAUGUAGGAAGUUGUCUAAAAGUGCUAACUUGUGGUUGAAGAGAACUAGUGAGUAAACACA
Centropristis striata (black sea bass) is the source of this 1198-nucleotide messenger RNA. RefSeq lists its product as uncharacterized. Gene Ontology annotation, cellular component: membrane raft; external side of plasma membrane. The coding region runs from base 110 to 937 and encodes 275 amino acids. The transcript is spliced from 6 exons. Lineage: Eukaryota; Metazoa; Chordata; Actinopteri; Perciformes; Serranidae. Gene Ontology annotation, molecular function: MHC class II protein binding; protein tyrosine kinase binding. Gene Ontology annotation, biological process: interleukin-15-mediated signaling pathway; positive regulation of ERK1 and ERK2 cascade; T cell activation. The record is from RefSeq and is a predicted model, not a curated record.